AUGGAAGAUAAUGAUGGAAGCUUUCAUUCAGCAGCAGCUAAUGAGAGUGAUGAGAGUGGACCUGUUCAAGGAAAGGGUGCGAGGAGUCGUGUCCCUAUUGGGCCAAAUCAUCAGGCUAAGUUACCAGAUUGUACAUUUGGCAAGAAAGACGGAAAUGUUGCUGAGGACUCUGCUGAUAGUCUCUCAUGUCUUUAUCUCGGUAGUGAUAGGACUGAAAACAUCAGCAACAAUCAGGCUCCUGUGCGCAGCUCUGUUCUUCAUCCAACCGAUAGUAUGCCAACUGAUGCCAUGCCACUGCUGUUGACUCCAACAUUGGGGCCUCCCAUUGAUGCUCCUCAGCCAGAAACGACAGCGGUCGUUCAUGAGUCCGCUGGAGAGGCAUCGACCACGUCAUUUGACUGGUCGAAGUUAACAGAGAUGGGGUACCGGGCGGUGGAGGUGAUCCAGACUUGGAGCAGCGAAGUCAAGCUUCUUAAAACCAUAUUCGUGGAAGAGAAAGACAGGAAUGAGCAUCUUAAGACCAUGCUCGGGGAGGAGAAAGACAAGAAUGAGCACUAUAAGACCAUGCUCGCGAAGGAGAAAGACAAGGCCGAGCACCAUAAGAACAUGCUCGAGGAGGAGAAAGACAAUAACAAGCGCCUUAAGACCAUGCUCGUGGAGGAGAAAGACAAGAACAAACACCAUAAGAUCAUACUCGAGGAGGAAAAGGACAAGAACGAGCGUCUUAAGACCAUGCUCUCAGAGGAGAAAGUCAAGAACGAGCACCUUAAGAGCAUGCUCGCGGAGGAGAAAGACAAGAACGAGCGUCUUCAGCUCAGACUUCACGGGGAGGAAAAAGAUAAGAAUGAGCUCCUAAAGACCAUGCUCGCGGAGAAGAAAGACAAGAAUGAUCGCCUUCAACUCAGUUUUCCAAAGAACGAACACCUUCCACUUGGUCUUCAGAGAGUGCAUACCAGGUUGGACGAAUGCAUAGCCUUGAUCGACAGAAUUACUCAGAAAGACACGGUUUUUCUGGAAAUGUUAUAGAAGGUGGAAUAAAGAAGAACUGAAGGUGUGAGUCGUAGAUUUGAAGUAUGGCAACUUUGCAGUUGAGCAAGCUGGCUGUAGUGUAUUGUAAAAAAUGGUCGUGUAUCGCUUGAUUUCUGCUAUGUUGCCGUUCAGCACAGGCACAGCAGUCUUGGCAGCAACCAAAGCGAUUUUUUGUAGGAAAUUAAACUUGGGUAUCAAUGUGAAAAGGGAAGUGCUGAAUUUUUGGCAACUAAAGUAAACAACUUUUAGAA
This is a messenger RNA of Oryza sativa Japonica Group (Japanese rice), 1280 nucleotides long. The record is from RefSeq and is a predicted model, not a curated record. NCBI's taxonomy places the organism in Eukaryota, Viridiplantae, Streptophyta, Magnoliopsida, Poales, Poaceae.